This is a messenger RNA of Penicillium nucicola, 1194 nucleotides long. RefSeq names its product bZIP transcription factor. Bases 1 to 1194 code for a protein of 397 amino acids. Gene Ontology annotation, molecular function: DNA-binding transcription factor activity. The record is from RefSeq and is a predicted model, not a curated record. The transcript is spliced from 3 exons. NCBI's taxonomy places the organism in Eukaryota, Fungi, Ascomycota, Eurotiomycetes, Eurotiales, Aspergillaceae. Gene Ontology annotation, biological process: regulation of DNA-templated transcription.
AUGGCUGAAGCAAACACAGCUGUGGCCGGGACCCGAAAACGGGGGCGCCCUCGCACCAUGGAGGACGACCAUCAGCCGCAUCCUGCUGAGGAGCGACGCCGCAAGCAGAUUCGCGUGGCCCAGCAGACGUAUCGCCGGCGCAAGGAGGUCAUGAUCACUAGCUUACAAACGCGCGUGCAAAAGCUAGAAUCGAGUAUUGAAGAGCUUAGCGAGUCCUUCCUGUCAUUCAGUGAUCUUCUCCUCGGGGCUGAUAUACUUGAAAAACAACCACGGGUGGCCUCCGCUCUCCAGAAAAUUACGGAGCAAUACGUGUCGCUCGCUAAAAGCGGAUGUGAAGAUCAUGCUCAAGCAGGAGCUGCGAGCAACGCCCCAGAUCUAAAGCUAAGCGUUGCGUCAAAUUUCAAUUUAGAUUACAAUCCAGACAUCGCCCAGCACGGUACCCUACCGAUUCUGGAAAACAUGAAGUCGUCACUUCCCACAAUGGUUCAGUCACAGUUACCUCCAACGCCACCCUUUCAAGAACAACCCAUUCUCCCAGUUGACAUCGAUCUACUUUCACCUACGAUUCCAAUAUCAACUUCAGGCCCUCCUUUACAUAAUGCACUGACCAUCAAAUCUCAUGCAACUCAUACAAAGCAAGGGUGGGCGUUAUCACACAGUCUUGUUCGACAAUGCUACGAAAAUGGAUAUCGGUUGCUAGUGGAUUCACCUGAUGAUUUCACAACGAUUCAGAGCAUCUUCGGCCGACAAUUGACCACUCCUGAGCGCAACAGCCUGAUUUCCGCAUUUUAUACUGCUAUACAUGACGAGAUUGGCGACAAGGUUAAGCACGAUGCUAAUUUUCUCAGUUCAAAAAUAAACGCCUUCGCUUCAGAACGACUUGAAAUAUUAUCUAGUACAUGGCAGAAUGAGACGAGGUUUGUCUCAGAAGAAUGGCUGGAUGCAAACGAGGUGCAGAGGUUUUUGAAAAAGAAAGGCAUCAUCGUUCAGGACAAUGGCUUUGUGCGUUCUAGUUCGCCAUUCGAUUUCCUGGCGAAAUUUGAUGUGCUAGCUUUCAUCGGGUUGCUGUCUCUCGGUCCCAUCUGCGUUGGUUGUGGGCCAGCAUUCCGAAUGCGUGAUGUUGAAUAUGCGCUACACCUCGCUACUUCAGAGAAUGCCUGGCCUUUUGACGUUGGGUGUCAUUUUGCUUCUUAA